This is a messenger RNA of Solanum tuberosum (potato), 1822 nucleotides long. Its product is annotated as fimbrin-5. Lineage: Eukaryota; Viridiplantae; Streptophyta; Magnoliopsida; Solanales; Solanaceae. The transcript has 12 exons. Gene Ontology annotation, molecular function: actin filament binding. The coding region runs from base 1 to 1755 and encodes 584 amino acids. Gene Ontology annotation, cellular component: cytoplasm; actin filament bundle; actin filament. Gene Ontology annotation, biological process: actin filament network formation; actin filament bundle assembly. The record is from RefSeq and is a predicted model, not a curated record.
AUGUCUAGUUUUGUUGGUGUUGUUGUUUCUGAUCAAUGGCUACAGAGUCAAUUCACUCAAGUCGAGCUGCGUGGCCUCAAUUCCAACUUCCUAUCUGCAAGGAAUCACUCCGGGAAGGUCACUUUGGAAGAUCUACCGCCUGUGUUGUGCAAACUUAAGGCCUUCCAAGGUACACUAAAUGAGGAUGAUAUAAAGGCAAUAUUCAGCGAGUCAUCGUCUGAUAUGAGUGAAGAAAUUGAUUUUGAAUCGUUCCUUCGGGCAUAUCUAAAUCUACAAGCACGAGCUACAGCGAAAGGUGAUUCAAAGACCAGCUCCUCUUUCCUCAAGGCAACUACAACCACACUCCGACACACCAUUAGUGAAUCUGAAAGGGGCUCAUAUGUAGCUCACAUCAACAGCUUUCUCAGAGACGAUCCGUUUUUGAAGGAUUUCCUUCCGAUAGAUCCAUCUACCAAUCAACUCUUUGAUCUUGCCAAAGAUGGUGUACUUCUUUGUAAGCUCAUAAAUAUUGCUGUCUCCGGAACAAUAGAUGAACGUGCUAUCAAUACCAAAAAGGUUCUUAAUCCAUGGGAAAGAAAUGAGAACCACACCCUUUGCCUCAAUUCCGCGAAGGCCAUUGGUUGUACUGUGGUCAAUAUUGGCACACAGGAUUUAAUCGAAGCAAGACCUCAUCUGGUUGUCGGGUUGAUUUCUCAAAUUAUCAAGAUACAACUAUUAUCUGAUCUCAAUCUGAGAAAAACUCCACAACUUGUGGAAUUGGUGGAAGAUAGUCAGGAAGUAGAGGAGCUUAUGAGUUUAUCUCCAGAAAAAGUUUUACUGAAAUGGAUGAAUUUCCAUCUUAAAAAAGCAGGCUACAAAAAAGAGGUUACAAAUUUCUCAAGUGACUUGAAGGACGGAGAAGCUUAUGCUCAUUUGCUCAAUACUCUCGCGCCUGAACAUGGUACGACUAACACAUUAGAUACAGAAGAUCCAACUGAAAGAGCAAACUUGAUUCUUGAGCAAGCAGAAAAACUAGAUUGCCAAAGAUAUGUAACUCCAAAGGACAUUGUUGAAGGCUCAGCAAACUUAAAUCUUGCAUUCGUUGCACAAAUAUUUCAACACAGGAAUGGAUUGACAGCAGAUACCACAAAGUUGUCUUUUGCUGUGAUGAUGGAGGAUGAUGCUCAAACUUCUCGAGAAGAAAGAUGCUUUCGGUUGUGGAUUAACAGUCUUGGAACUGAUACUUAUGUGAAUAAUUUAUUUGAGGACGUGAGAACCGGGUGGGUUCUUUUAGAGGUACUAGACAAAAUUUCACAAGGAUUAGUUAAUUGGAAACAAGCAACAAAGCCUCCAAUUAAGAUGCCAUUUCGAAAAGUUGAGAAUUGCAACCAAGUCAUAAGUAUUGGGAAAGAACUGAAUUUCUCCCUUGUAAAUGUAGCUGGAAGUGAUAUUGUACAAGGAAACAAGAAGCUCAUACUAGCUUUUUUGUGGCAGUUAAUGAGGUUUUCAAUGCUCCAACUGUUGAUAAACUUGAAAUUUCAUGCCCUUGGAAAGGAAAUAACAGAUGCUGACAUACUAAAUUGGGCAAACAGUAAAGUGAAGAAUGCAGGGAGAAAAUCUCAAAUUGAAAGCUUUAAGGACAAAAAUAUAUCGAGUGGGAAAUUCUUUCUCGAGCUUCUAAGCGCUGUGGAACCAAGGGUUGUCAAUUGGAGCCUUGUGACCAGGGGUAAAACUGGUACGCGAAGAGUUCGUAGACUCUUGAACCCACCCCAGUAAAAAUGCUUUUGUCUUAUUGAAAAACUGAGAAGCAAAGACUUCCUUAUCAUUUUUGGGAUGAGUUAAG